Molecule: messenger RNA, 426 nt
Organism: Cyprinodon tularosa
Lineage: Eukaryota; Metazoa; Chordata; Actinopteri; Cyprinodontiformes; Cyprinodontidae
Product: histone H2A-beta, sperm-like
Exons: 2
Coding region: 1-426 (141 amino acids)
Cellular component (GO): nucleosome
Molecular function (GO): protein heterodimerization activity; structural constituent of chromatin; DNA binding
Source: RefSeq, a predicted model, not a curated record
AUGGCCGCCACGUCCCACAAUACCGGAGGCAAGACCAGGACCAGGACCAGGACUAGGACCAGGGCCAAGGCUAAAGCCAAGAGCCGCUCCUCCAGAGCAGGGCUGCAGUUCCCAGUUGGCCGAGUUCACAGGCUGCUGAGGAAAGGGAACUACGCUGAGCGCGUCGGUGCCGGGGCUCCUGUGUAUCUGGCUGCAAUGCUGGAAUAUCUGACCGCUGAGAUCCUGGAGUUGGCUGGAAAUGCUGCCCGCGACAAUAAGAAGACCAGGAUCAUCCCCCGCCACCUGCAGCUGGCUGUCCGCAAAGACGAUGACCUGAACGAACUGCUUGGUGGCGUCACCAUCACUCAGGGAGGAGUUCUCCCCAACAUCCAGGACAAGAGGCGCGUGUGUUGCUGCCGUCUAAUUCUGAAAAAAAAAAAUGAAUGA